CAAGACCUUUAGUAUGUUUGUUAGUUUAUAUACGUGGCCCUGUACUAAACGCUUCUGCCGUAUAGAGCGAAGGUCUCAUAGACAUUUGAUAUAUGCUGUGACCUCAACUGCUCGAGAACGUUGUGUGGCUACAGUAUAUGUAUAGUGUAUUAUGAAGUCCUUGUUACGCCGUCCGAGGGACACGCUGUUCACAGUGAUGGAGGUUUUAGUUGUAGUUUUCUGUUGGGCAUUUGUGAUAGUGGUGUGCAGUGCGCAGACGAAACGUCCAGAGCCAGCCGACUGUCUGGUGUACAGUGAUAGGAGAAAUAUUGGUAAGUUUUGUGUCGGGGAUCCAGACAGGGAAGAGACUCUGUUGCGAUUAGGGGGAUACAAUAUCGUGCCUGUCGAUGUGGACUUCACACACAAGUGUGUUUACUAUGCAGAUAUAUCCACAGUCAACAGCAGUCUUGAGGUCGUGUGUUUGAACCAGACUACCAUGACCUUUUCUCCUCCACGGAUAGUUCGUUCAUCUAACUUCUCUAAACUCGAGGGAAUCGCUUACGACUGGAUAACUGACAAUGUGUAUUGGCUGGAGGCAGGAUUGCGUGAAUUGGGCGUUACUAGCAACGGGCGGCUGACCAAAGUGUUAUAUAAAGGCACCGAGAUUUUCGAUAAACCACGUGCACUUGCUGUACAUCCGGGGCUCGGCCAGUUGUUUUGGACGGAUUGGUCAGACGUGAACCCCCGGAUUGUCCGCGCCUCGAUGAACGGUAACCAGUCAUCUGUAACGAUUCUGGCUGAGGGAAAGGAAAAGUUUGGCUGGGUCAAUGGAAUAGCGCUGGAUAUUCCCGCUAAUAUGGUUUACUGGGCGGACGCACGAAAAGAUAAUAUAGGAUCAAUGGAUAUGGAUGGCAGCAAGCUGAAAACAUUCCCCGCCAAGUCCAAUAGUCACGUUUUCUCCAUAGCCGUCUCAUCGGAGUUUAUUUACUGGGCAGAUUGGAAAGACUACAAAAUCCAUGCUGUUCGGAAGACCAAUGUAGCCAACAUCACUGCUGUGAAGAAAUUCAGGUCGAACCUGAUGGGAAUAGCUCUUUGGACAGAAAAGCCUACAGUUACAGUGGAUUUAUCCUCGGCGACAAAGUGCCCGUAUCUAUGGCUUCUCGGUCACAACAGCACAUCAGGAGGUUCCUACGGUCAGUGUUACUGUCCAGAUGGGUAUAAUGCUACUUACGUUAAUGGUCAACUGGAAUGUGACAAGAUGAACAAGACGACCGAGGCCAGUACAUCUGCACCAGCGGUUACAACCAGCUCUCCCAAUAGCUGCACUGCUGAUCACUUUAGCUGCGGGGACCAGAGAUGUAUACCGCAAAGAUGGCGCUGUGAUGGUGACAAAGACUGCCCGUCCGGUCUGGACGAAAAAGAUUGUGUUGCAUCGACAUGCCAGGUGACUGAGUUUAAAUGUGACAACCUGAAAUGUAUUCCACACCAGUGGGUUUGUGACGGAGCUAAAGAUUGUCAGAAUGGGGAAGAUGAACAGAAAUGUUUCGGAACUUGUAACAAAGACCAAAUUUCCUGUGGGAGUGGAAAAUGUAUUCCUGCCAGAUUUGCUUGCGAUGGUCAAAAGGACUGUGUGGAUGGAUCGGACGAGAAGAACUGCACGGAGUCACGGAAAGGCCUUGAGUGUUUGCCAGGAGAGUUCAAUUGCAGGGAUGAGAUGUGCAUUCCAUCAGUUUGGGUUUGUGACGGAGUGACUGAAUGUGUCAAUGGAGCGGACGAAGCAAACUGUUCUAUGUAUACCACCACCACCAUCUCUACCCCCAUAACAAACUCUCCAAGAACCACGGAGUCCGCUGUUCGCCCCGAAGACUGUCUGCUGUACACCUCAAGGAAUGAACUACACCGUAUUUGCCUAGGUAACCGUACGACAAGUCUCUUAUUGAAAUCCAGAAAGGUGUCUGUAAUGGAUGUUGAUGUGGACUACGCACACCGGUGUAUUUUCUACACUGCCUUCGACUCCAAUACAUACUCAUUGCAGGAAUUCUGUUAUCAACGGUGGCAAAAGUUCACACCGGUUGUUAACAUGAGUGGUACUCCUGACGGGCUGGCGUACGACUGGGCCGGACAGAACAUUUACUGGCUUGAGACAACCCAGAAGUUUCUGAUGGUCACGGACAGGAAUGGGCGCUACCGCGCCACCCUCUACAGCGGCCAUAUAUUCGACGAGCCUAGAGACCUGGUUCUGAAUCCGGAGAAAGGCGAUCUGUUUUGGGCGGACUGGUCUAAUACAAACCCUGCCAUCAUGCAAGCUUCAAUGGCAGGUGAUCCGUCCUCGGUCAGAGCUCUUGUGAAAACAAACCUUGGGUGGCCAAAUGGACUCGCGCUCGAUACAAAGAUAAACCAGUUGUAUUGGACAGACGGCAAGCUGGACAAAAUAAUGAAAUUUGACCUGAAUGCCAACUGGAUGAGAGAAGUGAGGGACUUGUACUCGUUUUCACACCCAUUUGGGAUCGCAGUCUCUGAUGAAUUCAUCUACUGGACUGACUGGCGAAAUGUCUCUGUGUUUGCGGUGAGGAAAGAUGCUCCGAAGACAUCCCCAAUUAUCACCGUAGUACAAACAAAAUAUACACAAAAGAGAGUGGCUAUUAUUCCAAAUAAGACAAAAGCUCCGAGGUGGUGCUCCAAAGUCUGUCCCCACCUCUGUUUAACGAGUUAUAAUGUCACAACACGCGAGCCAGACCACGUGUGUCGCUGUGCUGAUGGGUUUCUUCCCGGCAAGGACAGUUGUGGUCAUCCCGCAUGCUUAAGCAAAUCAACCACGACGCCGAUGACCACUAGUAAGCUUUGUAACGGAGUCCGUAAGAGAGUUCCAAUUUACUUAUGUUAA
Molecule: messenger RNA, 2863 nt
Organism: Liolophura sinensis
Lineage: Eukaryota; Metazoa; Mollusca; Polyplacophora; Chitonida; Chitonidae
Product: low-density lipoprotein receptor-related protein 4-like
Exons: 16
Coding region: 152-2863 (903 amino acids)
Molecular function (GO): protein binding
Source: RefSeq, a predicted model, not a curated record